Carassius carassius (crucian carp) is the source of this 525-nucleotide messenger RNA. It is a transcript of the gene fabp10a, whose product is annotated as fatty acid binding protein 10a, liver basic. The coding region runs from base 49 to 486 and encodes 145 amino acids. Gene Ontology annotation, biological process: fatty acid transport. Lineage: Eukaryota; Metazoa; Chordata; Actinopteri; Cypriniformes; Cyprinidae. Gene Ontology annotation, molecular function: fatty acid binding. The record is from RefSeq and is a predicted model, not a curated record. The transcript is spliced from 4 exons. Gene Ontology annotation, cellular component: nucleus; cytosol.
CAGAAUGUGAAUGAUUAAACUCAUAGAGAGUAUAAGUAGUGGUCUGGGAUGAACGUCUCCUCACAUUGUGUUGAGCUCUUGCCAGCGGUGCGAUCAGCAGCAGACAUGGCCUUCAGCGGAACGUGGCAGGUUUAUGUGCAGGAGAACUACGAGGAGUUUCUGAGAGCCAUCUCUCUGCCAGAAGAUGUCAUUAAAAUGGCCAAGGAUGUUAAACCAGUGACUGAAAUCCAUCAAAAUGGCAACGACUUCACCAUCACAUCCAAAACCCCUGGAAAAACCGUCACAAACUCCUUCACCGUCGGCAAGGAAGCUGAAAUCACCACCAUGGACGGCAAGAAACUCAAGUGCAUUGUCAGACUGGAGGGAGGGAAGCUGGUGUGUCAGACCGAUCGGUUCUCUCACAUCCAGGAGAUCAAGGGAGGAGAGAUGGUGGAGACCCUGACAGUAGGAGGAACCACCAUGAUCAGGAGGAGCAAAAAGAUGUGAAGAGUUACUAUUUAAAUAAAGCUCUGGUUUAUCAUCCUA